AUGGCGUUGUAUGCUGGUGAAUCAGUAUCAGACCGUGCCGAGAGCGAAGCGCGAGUGGUGAGCGACCAGCGAUGCAUAGAAGUUAGGAUCGCACGCGCAGCCGGCGGUCUCGGGCUAAGCAUCGCUGGCGGUCGCGGCUCCACGCCAUAUAUUGGCGAUGACGAUGGCAUCUUCAUAUCGAGGGUCACACCUGGCGGCCCGGCGUAUAUGGCUGGUCUUAGGGUGGGCGACAAAGUACUGUCAGUGAACGGCACGUCUGUCGUUGAGGUGGACCAUUACUAUGCUGUGGAAGUCCUAAAAGCUAGUGGACAAACGUUGACGCUUGUCGUCACCAGGGAUUCACCUAAUUCCACCAGGACACACAGCAGAGCGCCUAGUGGGGCGAGCCACCAUUCCGUAUCGAGCACUACUGACACAGUUUCCACUUUAGAGAAUGGACAGAUCCCAACCGGCCGAGGCAUUCCAUCCAAACCGCUGAUCAUCGGCAACCAGUACGCUCAAGAAUUCGAGCCAGAGUACAAAGAGCCGAUGAAACUGAACAACAACCAGGCGCCUGUGGUUAUCACGCCAGCUGUGAACUUCAGUCCCUCGCCCACGGGGCAGGCCGACUACCAGCGGCUUCAGGCCUCCCCGCCGCCGCCGUCCACGGCACCGUACAUUCCGCCUGUAUACCAACAAAAGGUCCUAGUCCACACGACGUUGAUCCGCGACGGAGCCGGGCUCGGGUUCAGCAUAGCGGGCGGGAAGGGCUCCCCUCCGUACCGGGACGACAGCGACGCCAUCUACAUCUCGCGCAUCUCGCCGCAGGGCGCCGCCGCCAAGGACGGCAAGAUGAUGGUCGGCGACAAGGUGGUGUCGAUCAACGGCGUAGACAUGGAGAAUGGGCGUCACGAGACGGCUGUGUCGCUGCUUACAGGACACGAGCGCUUUGUGCGACUCGUGUUACAGCGAACCAUCACCUCCGAACACGGCGAAACGCCCCCGCGCAAGUCGACGUCAGACGAAGUGAGAGAACACAAGACGAGCCUGCAGAAUGUGAACAAAUCACCGUCACCGAUACCGACACAGAUAAUACAGCCGCCGGCACCGAAACCCACCAAUCACGUUAGCGCAAUAGUCGGCAAUCACACCUCGCACCCCGCACCGCGAGCGUCCACGCAUGUCGCACCGCAGCUCGCACCGCAGCUCGCACCGCAGCUCGCACCGCAGCUCGCACCACAGCCCGCACCGCAGCCGGUGAAGCAAGCGGCGCCCGCGCCGGUCCCGCCGCAACCCGCACCGAGGCGGCUGAGUCAAACGAAUGGACAGGGCCCCAAGUCGACAACUAACAGUGCGAGCACGCCCUUAACCCCCGGCGCUCCUAACACCCACGGCUCUACAGACGACGUGUUCGAAGACAUCCAGCCGUCGCGGCCGAUCACGAACGAGGAGUUCCAAGCGAUGAUCCCGGCUCACUUCCUCGGCGGGCCGCGGCCGGUGUCCGAGCCGCCGGAAAAAGGCGUGCGCGUCACCGUCGAGAGGCCCACCGCCGGAAUCGUGAUGCCGCCGCCGCCGUCCGCCCUCGGACGUGUCACGGAGACGAUCACCAAGUCGACGUUCACGGAGACCACGGUCACGAGGAUCACGGACAACCAGCUCGUCGCGCCGCUCAUCAUCGAAGAUGUGACUUUAGUCAAAGAUGGCGGAUCUCUCGGUUUUAGCAUCAUCGGAGGAACAGAUCAUUCGUGCAUUCCAUUCGGAGGCAAAGAACCAGGAAUAUUUGUGUCCCAUGUGGUACCCGGCGGCGUGGCGGCUCGCUCCGGCAAGCUUCGCAUGGGCGACCGCAUCCUCAAAGUCAACGGUCACGAACUGACUGGUGUCACGCAUCGCGAGGCGGUCCAGUUGCUGCUACAGCCUGGUCCUACACUAGGCCUGACUGUCCGCCACGACCCACUGCCUCAGGGAUACCAGGACUUAACGAUUAUAAAGCAAGAAGGCGAAAAACUUGGCAUGCACAUAAAAGGAGGACUGAACGGCCAGCGUGGCAACCCUAACGAUCCUAACGAUGAGGGAGUCUUCAUAUCGAAAAUAAACAGUGGUGGAGCUGCAAGGAGAGAUGGCAGACUAAAGGUUGGCAUGCGUCUAUUGGAAGUGAACGGCGUUUCACUACUAGGCGCGACGCACAACGAGGCGGUGAACGCUUUGAGACAAGCCACCAACGCGCCUCUACACCUUGUGGUCUGCUACGGGUAUACGCGCCCAGAGAAGUAUACCACCGGUAGCGAGAGCGGGACAGCGGACACCGGCGGCUCUCUGUCUCACUCAACGUCGAGCCUGGACCGAGAUGAGUCGUUGCACCAUCAUCAACAGGAGCAACACUUCCAACAGGAUUUAGUUGAGUUUGAACAUGAGAAACAAGUCGCAGAAGUAAGGGAGAAGUCUACUCCUGAAAAGGUGCUAGAUAUAGUCCACGCCGUGGAAAGCAUGGCCCUAGAGCCGGCGCCGCCCACGUCGCCGGAGCCCCACCACAAGACGACCACCGUCGUCAUGUCCAAACACACCCUCCAACCUCAGUCGUCUAGUUCGCAAGCGGCUCCCCCCUCGCCGCUCGCGGUGUUCACUCAGCAGAAGGUGAAGACGCCGCCCCCCCACACCCCGCCUCCCCCGGAAGACGCCGGCACGCCCGUCGACCCGCCCCGCGCGACGCCAACCCGCCCCACGCUGCCGCCGCCGCCUCCCCCGGCCAAACAGAAACCACAAGUGCCACGAAAGCCACAGACGAAGCGAGUUAGUUUCAUCCAGGAACAAGACCGCGAACCCGCGAAACACUCGUUGUCGACGAACGAACCGAAAACGAACCCUCGAAUGUUGCAUGAAACGCAUGAGGAAACAAGAGAACCCGUAAUCGACACUAACGAUGCAUGCGCGGGUGUUAGCUCUUUACUAAUCCGAAACCGCCCGCCGAUAGCCGAGCCGGAGCUCUCGAAACCCGUCCCCCGAGCGAAUCUCGUUCUUCCCGACGAUCACAUCAUCCCCCCACCGCCUUUCUUUGAUACGGACGUAAGUGACACUAGUUAUAACGACGAUUUGUUAAUGCCACCUAUUACGAUAGUCCCUCAAAAAUUGAUUCUCCCCGAGCCCGUCGUAGCGGAAACAUCCAUGCAGUCUUCUACUACGACGAAUUCGCCAGAAAGCGAAGUGCCCCCGCCGGUCAAUUAUUUCGCUUACCCAAACCCGCAACCGAUCAUAGACGACCGUGCUCGAACAGCCAUUAUUGCAGAAGUGCCAUCGCAACAAGUCUUCCGUGCGUUUGAAUAUCCUUCUCUCAACAGUGAAGAUUAUUAUAAUGAAUUAUCUGUCAGUCCCGGCGGAGAACCAGAUCCGCCUGAACUUUUGCAUGUCCAAUAUAAAACUCUUCCGAUAGUUUCACACGUCCCUCACAGUCCUUGCAAUUUGCACCCCGACAGAUCUUACUACGACGAUGGGCCAGGUCCAACUCCCAUUCACAACUCGUUAAAAGAUUUGAGAGUCAAAAAUAUGUCACCUGGUAUGGUUCACUCGACUACAUAUCCGCCCAUUCAGCCCUUCAAUCCAUAUCCAUCUCUAACUACGGUUGCGGGGACAUACAACCCAUACACCUGCACUGUCCCCAUCAGCACAACUGAGAAUAGCAGAAGUCAUAAAGCGCAAGUGUCCCCCUCUCUCGCCAGCGCGAGAAGGGAUAUAAACGCGAACGUCACUGAGGCCGUCCCGUUGCACGCGGGCGACGUGUGCAAAAGUGGUCCGCCAGAAAGAAGAGUCCAUUUCGGCGACGUGACGACUGCGCACGACGAUGACGCAAUAUCGCAUAGUUCGGACCUCCUGAGGGAAGGCAGUUCCUCGCCCGCAUCCGCCCAGAAACCCGCAUGGAGCAGCAAAAUCAAAGCCUUCGCCAUCGGCGAGGUAAACAUCAAUGCUUCCCCGCCUCAUUCGGCAAAUUUUGUGAAGGCGUCUGUCAGCGAUAAGAAAAAAUUCUUCGAAAAUGCAAUGGAAGAAAGUCACAAGCCAUCGCCAAAACCAGAACGAGUAUUCACAUUCCUGUCAGCGGAUGAGGUGGAGAAAUUGAAGCAAGAAGAGGAGAGGAAGAUGGCCACGCUGUCACGUGCGGAGCUCCGCUCGUGGUCCCCGGGGGAGGACCGCCAGAGCGGAGACAGCUCGCACUCCGACGACGAGCCCUACGAGAAUGGCCAUAGUUACUCCCUGGGCGGCGUAAGUCCGUCAGCGAAGUCUCAAAGGAGACGCGGCGGCGAGGGCGAAGACGCGGCCACGCGCGCCGCUCGCCGCGCGGCCUGGAGAGCUGCCAGGCUACGCUCCUUGGAACAGGAGGCAAUCGAGUCACAGAAAGUGAUAAAAAGCCUCGUGGGCCCAGCCAAUGAGAUCAUUGGCGAAGUGCCACCAAGGGACAAAUCUCCGUCCGAGAAAUGGCCUCUACCACGUAUCGCAUUACGUACAAAACCGGGGCCUAUACUAGCGGUGAAGGAGAAAGAAAAAUUGUUAGACGAGCGCAUUACACUUCGCACCGAGGAGUAUGUGUGCCCCACCACCGGCGAGACUAAAGUGCGGACAGUCGAAUACAUUGAGAAAGUGAUUGAGAAAGAGGUGGAGACAACGCAAGAGAAAAUUAUAUCAUUGGAAUUGACCACUAGUCCGAGUAGCGAGACGGCGCCAGACCUUGACGACGGUGGGAUGAGUUUAGGGGAGGUCGACGGGGCCGAAACCUCGCUCCAACCCGACAUAGUUCAAGUCGUCAACCCGCUAUUGGACGGCGGCGCCGGUCGCGUCACCACCAUACCCGUGGGCCCUUCGCAACGCCUCACCGCAUACACCGACCAACCGCAGUAGAUCUCCGCACAUCGCACAUGACAUCGACAUUGCAACACUAUCCCGCGACUCGAAGUCGAAAACGAACUCGAUAGUAGAUUUCUUCAACGAAACGAACAGCGACAUGUCACUUAACGAGUUUCCAUCUACUUUAUGUAUUAUGAACUGUGAUAAUAACUUUAGAAUUCCACCGACUUCUUGUGUUACAUAAUGGGGCGACUUGAAGAAAUCCACCAACGAGGUACAUUUAUUAUGCAUUUUAUUAUUAUCACAAUUUUUAUUUUUUUAUUCUUAUGAUUUUGCGACGGAGAUUUUAGAAUUACGAUAAGUAACUUUCUAUUUUUAAAUAGAUCAUUAUUCUUGGAAUACUUUACGUAUUUAAUUUUAAUGAUGUUUUUCAUUCCGUGCAAGUUUUAAUGUUUGACUGUAGAUGAUGCUGUACCUGCUAUGAAAGUUAGGGGAUAUGAUUGAUGCUUCGCAACCUUAACAUAAGGGUGCGAGUACAUGAAGGAUAUUGUAUUGUAAAUACCAUCGAUUUAUCGCAGUAUUAAAGCUGUCGGCUCAUUGUAAGUGUACAAAACGUUGGCAUCACAUGGUGACAGGCAACAUCGGUAAACUAAACUUGUCUUAUUUAUAAUAAUUUCUUAGUUUACUUUUAAAUCUACAUGUGCAUUGUUAUUAAUUCGUGCAGUAUUUGUGUUUACUGGUGUUCUAGUAUUUUUAUAAUUUAAUAAUUUAGCGUUUUUAGUUUCUAUAUGUAUGUGGUGCCUUAUUUUUCUCAAAUGGAUUCUAUGCAAUGUUCUUAUUUUAUUAUUUAAAUGUUACAUUUUAAUCAGCAAUAUUUGAAUUUUAUUUUAUUUCAGUGGCAAUAUAAUUUGUGUACUGCUGUACAAAAUUAAUUUAAAUUGUUGCAUUUUAACCAGAAGCGAAUAGCUGUAAAAAGUGAAAAUUGUUUAUCCUAUCUAUCGUCAUUAAUCUCAUCAAAAUGUAUAUUUCCGCUGUUGAAUGUAUGGAAUUGUAUUAGCGUUUGAUUCAUAUUUAAAUGGAUGAAUUUCGGUGUAACGAUUGAAAGAAUGUUUUUUAUGUGUGUCCUUUAUACAUUUCUAAGGCUCUGUAGCGAUAUGUGAAUU
Molecule: messenger RNA, 5969 nt
Organism: Ostrinia furnacalis (Asian corn borer)
Lineage: Eukaryota; Metazoa; Arthropoda; Insecta; Lepidoptera; Crambidae
Gene: scrib
Product: scribble planar cell polarity protein
Exons: 25
Coding region: 1-4860 (1619 amino acids)
Biological process (GO): cell-cell adhesion; embryo development; neurotransmitter receptor transport, endosome to postsynaptic membrane
Cellular component (GO): postsynaptic membrane; adherens junction; postsynaptic density
Molecular function (GO): protein kinase binding
Source: RefSeq, a predicted model, not a curated record